UAACUAGUAUGAAGCAGGUUAAAUUGAGACAUUUGUCAAUAAAGAGCAGAUAAGAUUAAGAAGUCCCGCUGCAUACUUUGUUAUGCAAAACAACCUGCAGACCUGGAUGCGCUGAGAGCUGCGGGAUUACGCGCUCACGCCCCUCCGAGAGCAGCACGGCGCGGCAAACACCCCCGGUUCCGAGCUCCAAACUCCUGCAGGCGCGCGCCGGGAAGGUGGCCUUUCAUCCUGGAGGAUUUUCCCGCGGAUCAUCAUGUUCGACUUCAUGGACUUUCCCGUCUUCGGUCCCGGAGAGAUCGUAGACUUCUACUCCGCGUCCAGCCCCGCGUGCACCCUGCAGGAGCGGGACCGGGACCAGGAUCUGGCGGCGUUCUUCCCGGAGCUGAUCGAUUCGGACUGGCAGGAGCACCGCUGCUCUCAGUCGGUGGAGAGCCAGAGCUCCAACUGCAGCUCCGAUGACCUCUUCGCCAGUCCCGCCUCCCCUCCUCCUCCUCCACGCACUUACAAGCCCUGCUUCGUGUGCCAGGACAAGUCCUCCGGCUACCACUAUGGAGUCAGUGCCUGCGAAGGCUGCAAGGGCUUCUUCCGCCGCAGCGUGCAGAAGAACAUGGUGUACACGUGUCACCGCGACAGAAACUGCAUCAUUAAUAAGAUCACCAGGAACCGCUGUCAGUACUGCCGCCUGCAGAGGUGCUUCGCUGUGGGAAUGUCCAAAGAGUCGGUGAGAAAUGACCGGAGCAAAAGGAAGGCGAAGAAGGAGGCGGUCAAGAUGACCAUCAUGGAGACAUACGAGCUGACGGCAGAGCUCGGCCUCGUCGUGGAGAAGAUCUGCAGAGCUCACAGAGAGACGUUUCCCUCCCUUUGCCAGCUGGGAAAAUACACCACAAACUCCAGUUCAGACCACCGGAUCCAGCUGGACCUCGGCCUGUGGGACAAAUUCAGCGAGCUUGCCACUAAGUGCAUUGUAAAGGUGGUGGAGUUUGCCAAGCGGGUGCCGGGCUUCACCGGCCUGACCAUCGCUGACCAGAUCACUCUGCUCAAAGCUGCCUGCCUCGACAUCCUGAUUUUACGAAUUUGCACUCGCUACACUCCGGAUCAGGACACCAUGACCUUCUCCGAUGGGCUGACUCUGACCCGCACUCAGAUCCACAACGCCGGAUUCGGGUCUCUGACCGAUCACGUCUUCACGUUUGCGGGACAGCUGCUGCCGCUGGAGAUGGAUGAGACGGAAAGUGGGCUUCUCAGUGCCAUCUGUCUGGUUUCUGGAGACCGCCAGGACUUAAAGGAGCCGUCUAAGGUGGAUGUUCUGCAGGAGCCCCUGCUGGAGGCUCUGAAGAUCUACUCCCGUAAGCGGCGUCCCAGCAUGCCCCUGAUGUUCCCCAAGGCCCUGAUGAAGAUCACUGACCUACGCAGCAUCAGCGCUAAAGGAGCUGAAAGAGUGGUGUCACUAAAGAUGGAGAUCCCGGGCUCCAUGCCGCCGCUGAUCGAGGAGAUGCUGGAGGACCUGCAGAACCUGGAGAGCUGCCAGCGAGGACACACAAGUUUUUCCCUCUGAAGCUGCACACAAAACUUUUCUUUCUUCCCAGAGAGAUCACUAACACGGUCAGCAGAUUCAUCCAGAGGUUCACUAGUGUCUUACCUCAGUUACAGUCUAUGGAGCGGCGAUGCUGCGACCUGCUGCAAGGCGGUUCAGCUGUUGCAAUAAAGGUUCUUGAGUUACAGAAAAGCUAGCUUCCUCUGAGCUCAGCGCUCAGUGGAGGAAAAAUAGAAUGAUGCAGUAACGUUUUAACCUCUCUAAGUUUUCCUUCAGCAGUUUUCCUGCAGGCGCAUCAGGAUAACGUCUUUGCUGCGCCUGAUUUGAACUUUAUUUAUGUUUGCAUGAGUUACCACCUGGAUUCAUUUUACCUCAUUGCCUGUAGCGUUAGUUAUAGAAAGUGAAAUGAAAAGGGCAAUAUUUUGUUUUAAAUGUUUUUUUUGAAUACUCGGUCAGAAUACAACUGUCAGAGGAAAAGGGAAUCGCCUGAUAUUUAUAACAAAACUGUCCGGAACACGGAAAAGGACAAAAAGGUGAAUUUGCUCUCAGAAGUUACAGUUCUUGGUAGGAAGCUUUUGUUUGGAGCAUCUCAAAGUUGAAUUUCUAACUUGAAAAUUUGAAGAUAAUCUUGAAGUAAGAAAUCAUUUGUGAAGACUUAAGCUCAAAAUUGGACAUUUUACUGUUUUUAAAUUCACAUCAUAAGAAAACAAAUUGUUUUACACACACAUAAAUGUUAAUCACAGCACAAAGUGUGUUAGGAACUUCAGUGGACGUUAAUGCAUCCAUGUUUGUUUCCCAUGACUUCCUAACGGAAACUCGUUUAAUUUCAAUAUUCCCAUUAAUGACGACAGAUUAUCAAGACAAAUGAAAUGUAGCCCAAAACUAGAGCAUAACUUCACUACGUCUACAGGCUCUAGCAUGCAGAAGCCAAUGAGAUGAGUUUCCUACCCUGGUCAUUGAGAUCUACCACCUUGCUUGCUUUCCAUUCACCCUUUGCCCCCUCACUGCUGAUUAUCUUUAACUAUAUCCGUUGCAAGUUGGAAUCUGGCAGGGCUCCAUCACCGACUCUGUUCAUAAUCUUUAGGGACAGAACUUGUAGGCACAGCUAGGGGGUCUGGUUAAGGGAACACAGGAGUCCCUCUCUGUUCUUUGCAGAUGAUGCUGUCCUGUUGUCUUCAUUUAGCCAGGACCUCCUGCAAGCAAUUGGGGUGUUUUAAAAGUGUGAAGCUGAUGCGAUGAAGGUCAGAACUGCCAACUUUGAGGCCAUGUUCCUUGACCAGAGAAAGGUACUUUGUCCUCUCUGGGUGGUUGAAGUGCUCCUGCCCCGGGUGGAGGAGUUUAAAUAUCUUGGGUCUUGUUCACGAGUGAGGGAAGAUCAGAGCAUGAUUGGAGCAGUGUCUGCUAUUAUGUGGUCGUUUUCGGUUUUAAUUGACUAAACCCCCCUGAUCCAGGUAAGUAGCAGCAGGCAGGACAUGGAAGUCUGGAAAAUAAGCAGGACAGAGGAUCUUGAGGACCAGGGUUGAUGACACGUAUUAGCACGGACAAAAUAACAUGUUGCAUCGGAAGGUUAAUGGCUAUAUGCAGUCAGGACCAUAAAUAUUUGGACAGACACAUUUUUUCUAAUUUUGUUUCUGUACAUUAACUAAAAUUUAAAAAAAUCCACGUAUUAUUAAAAACAGAUUUAUAUUAAAUGACAAAAGUUUAAAAAAGGGUUGUUUUUUUUUUGUUCCAAAAUCAACAAACCUUCAUUUAGUGAUUAGUAGUCUUUAUGGAAAAAUAACAAAAACAUAUCUGACUCAUUUAAUUUCUAAUAAAUGGUUGGUCAUCUAUGUUGAGUCCAAAUGUAAUACUUCCAAAAGGGCCAACUUUGGAAACCUAACCCUCUGAGUACAGACUUUAUGGGGAUAGCCCCUGAAUUUGGACUCAAUAUUGAGUCGUCAGCAUAAAAGCUUCACUCCUUAACAAGUUUGUCUUCACUGAUACAAGUUGUCCCCUUUCAUCUGCUAAGUUAUGAAUGUCCCAAAUUGACUGAAAUAAUCGUAUUUUUCCCACAUUUAUCAACACGCAAACGAUGCGUCACUUUGUGGUAUAAUAAAUGGCUGCUUGUUUCUUGGUGGAGGUCAGAUUCUUAGAUUGCUUUGCUGGAAAUCUUUUUGAUUGUAAUGCAUUGUAAAAGAGUUAUUAUGCUGUUGUUGAACUAAUGUUUUACAGGACUCUAUAUCUUCUUAAUAUGUCUAAACAAAAAUGUAAUUCCAUUUUAUCACAGAGCAUUUAUGUCAGUCACUAUCAGAGCUGCAACAUUAUAUGUUUCUCUGCUGAAUUUGUGUUUUUGAUGACUGUGUAAAAAUUUACCAUGAACUUGUUUUUAGCCAUGGUUGUAGUGUUGCAUAGUGUUAGUAUUGGUUCUGUUCUCCACUCUGGAUCCUUUUCCCUCUCUUAUAGCACCGCCAUCAGGUGAAAAAUGAUAUUGACUUUUCGUUCAUGGUCAAAUUUUAAUAAGACUUUAAAUAUUUCCUUCAGUUUGACAUUUUUUUUUGGUUGAAAUUAGGUAACGAAGUAGGUAAUAUGCUAAAUAAAUGUGGAAGAAUGGAAAAAAAAAUCAAAUAUGUUCUAAAAUAUCUCAAAAACUGAAGUUAAUUUAGACUCUUGCUUUGAAGAUCAUUCUCACAUGUGCCUACAAUGUCUGUGCCAAUUUUAUCCAGAAGAACAUUUUUACGGUUUUGGUAGUAAUUUUUUUAAUUUCAUGUCUCAUAUGAAAUGUGAUAACUGCUACAUAAAUGUUAUUUACGUUGAUUUGCUUUUAUAUCAUCUAACAUUUCAAAUGUUUGUCUAUUAAAAUUGUGUAUACUGAAUUUUCAUUGCUUUCAGUUCUUCUUUUAAGGUGGUUUUGCUGUCGGACCAUAAAAAAAAACAAACAAACAUGUAAAUAAGCAGCAAACGAUUCCUCCACCCAUCCAGGUGGACCAUCAUAACCAA
This is a messenger RNA of Oryzias latipes (Japanese medaka), 4510 nucleotides long. RefSeq names its product retinoic acid receptor beta. Gene Ontology annotation, cellular component: transcription regulator complex; nucleus. NCBI's taxonomy places the organism in Eukaryota, Metazoa, Chordata, Actinopteri, Beloniformes, Adrianichthyidae. The record is from RefSeq and is a predicted model, not a curated record. Gene Ontology annotation, molecular function: RNA polymerase II cis-regulatory region sequence-specific DNA binding; zinc ion binding; nuclear receptor activity. Gene Ontology annotation, biological process: regulation of transcription by RNA polymerase II; cellular response to corticotropin-releasing hormone stimulus; retinoic acid receptor signaling pathway.